Closterium sp. Naga37s-1 is the source of this 855-nucleotide messenger RNA. The record is from the annotation of a GenBank genome assembly. Lineage: Eukaryota; Viridiplantae; Streptophyta; Zygnematophyceae; Desmidiales; Closteriaceae.
AUGAGCAUGGAGGAGCGGAGCAAGUUCAAGGAGGAGACUCUUGUUCCCCUCACCCUCCUUUCAGAGGUGAACAAUGAUUCAUACGCGGGAGAGGCAGCAUUCAACAUGAUGAGCAUGGAGGAGCGAAGCAAGUUCGAGGAGGAGACUCUGGUGACGGUGCUGGCGGCAACAGAGGGCACGCUUCGGUUGCCGGAGAUCAAAUCUGCGAGUGACCUGAGGGAAGCCUUGACUCGCCUCGGCUCCAUUCCUGCUGAUGAGCUUCAGGUGACUUACCAUGUGCUUCAGGUGUGUUUCCAUAAGCUUCAUGUGAGGGUCAACAGCUCCAGGUCAUGCUCAUGGCAGCAUAGCAUGCUCCAUAGUCCCACAGAGCACCUUAAUGACACUCUCACUGAACACGACCUUAUUCUAUCUCCUCCCUCCCUCUCCCUCGCACACUUGGCCUGCCAUGAGCUGCCCCAUGUCCCUCUCUCUGUUCCAUAUUCCUACUUGCAACCCCUCACCCCCUUCUCACCCACCCCCUUUCCUCCUGCCUUCCUCCCCUCUCCCCUGCUAGGCGGUGAAGGCGCUCUAAAUUCCCCAAGACGUGGAGGAUGCUCUGACAGAGCGGGACCUGCUUUUUGCGUUGACUACCCUCAUACCCUCGCCCGCUCCCUCAAUUUUGCUUUGCCCGCGCUGGAGGUGCUCUGGACUGCCCAGGACGACGAGGAUACCCUAACAGAGCAGAGAGCGACAUGUUGCCUCAUUCUCAUCACACCAUCACCCUCCUUCCCACCCUUGUUCCCACAUUCUCAUUCCGUCCCCUCUCCCUCCCCCUGUCUGCCAGGCGGUGGAGGUGCUCUGGACUCCACAGGAUGA